AUGGAAAUGAAGAUUGAAAAACAACCCUCUAAAAUCAUAAAACCCUUUGUUCCAACACUUAGUAGCCACUACAAGCUUGGCUUCAUCGAAGAAGUCGUUUCUCUCAUAUAUGUUCGCAUUGUUCUUUUUUUCCCAUCGAAUACCGAUCACAACGACACAAAGUUUGUUGCCCGGUUAGAAAAAUCUUUAGAGAAAAUUCUAACACGAUUCUACCCUGUUGCUGGUAGAUACGUUAAAGAAACAAACAUCAUUGAUUGCAAUGAUGAAGGUGUUGAGUUUAUAGACGCGCAAAUUAACAUCAAACUUGAUGAUUUUCUUGAUUCCAAAGACAAUGAUAAGUUCAUUGAUGAAUUCAUUCCAUCUAAAUUUGGGCUUGGUUUUGAUAUGCAUAAUGAUUCAUCAUUAAUUACAAUUCAAGUUACAACUUUUGAGUGUGGAGGUGUGGCAAUAGGUAUAAGUGGGUCACAUUUGCUUUUUGAUGCUUCAACUCUAUGCACAUUCAUUAAUGAAUGGGCUCUUAUGAACCGAGAAGAAAAUGAGACUGAAUUCACUGCGUAUGGUUUUGGCUCGUCCUCAGUGUUUCCGGCUCAUGGUUUCCAUCCCUUUCCAGUAGUAUCCGAUGAUAUGUUAAGCAAGUAUACUAGAAAGAAACUUUCAUUUAAUGCGAGUUUAAUAUCGAACCUAAAAGAGAAGGCGAAAAAUAGUAUCCAUAAAUGGUCCAAACCCAUAAAUUUAAGAGAAAAAAUGGCAUCUUUAAUACCCAAAAGUUCUUGUGGAAAUAUUUUCGGGGUGCUUCUCCAAGAAGUUGGGACUACUAAAACGUUCGAAGAACUUGCAGAUCUUUUAAGUGAUUUUGUGAGGAAAUCCAUAAAUGAGUACUCAAAAACGUACCACGACAACGAAGAAGGGGUAACGAUGGUUUUGAAUUCGUUUUUACAACUAUACAAGAUUAAUCCUGAAUCAACUAAUUUGAUCAUUUUAACUAGUUGGUGUAAGUUUCCUUUCUAUGAAGCUGAUUUUGGUUUUGGGAAGCCCAUUUGGGUAGCCCCAGGGACAAUACCUUUGGAAAAAUCGGUUUACUUGAUAGAUGAUGUCCAAGGCAAUGGAGUUGAAGCAUAUGUUUUUCUUAAAGUCGAAGAGGUCCCAAAAUUUGAAGAAGCUCUAAAUCGUGUAAACACUUUAUUAUUUGCCUAACAUCUGAUCAUUUGCUUUUGUUACUUCACAAUCUACUUUUGCUUGUUUGUCAAUUUUAAUAUUAUUAGCCAGAAAGUUUCCCACUCUCUGAAGCAGGAUAUAAGUUUUUGCUUAAGCUACAUAAA
Messenger RNA from Erigeron canadensis, 1319 nucleotides. Its product is annotated as pelargonidin 3-O-(6-caffeoylglucoside) 5-O-(6-O-malonylglucoside) 4'''-malonyltransferase-like. The record is from RefSeq and is a predicted model, not a curated record. NCBI's taxonomy places the organism in Eukaryota, Viridiplantae, Streptophyta, Magnoliopsida, Asterales, Asteraceae. The transcript is spliced from 2 exons. The coding region runs from base 1 to 1194 and encodes 397 amino acids.